AUGGACUCCAUGCGAUCAUUGAACACCUCUUUGCCGAGCUCAACGCCUCGCACGCAGCCCCCGGAGCAACUUCUCCAACAGUUCAAGGCGGCGGCACUAUCCGUCACCAAUCUCUACAAGAAUGCUGUGUGUGAGCAAGCUCAGGCGCGAUCAGCUGGAUACCAGGAGGCGGUAGAGGACCUGCUCCAUUUCCUUGACCGCGAGAACCUCGGACUCGGGGACGGAGAGGGGUGGAAAGUUCGACAAUGGGCAACUGAGAGGUGUGAUGGGACCGCAAGCCAGACCAGCGACGAGGAUACAGAGGCCGACAAGCACGAUCGAAGUGCCACACCAACGGCUACCCGGAAGGACUCAUCUCCUGCCGACCAACCCCGCCAGACUCCUACCUCGGCUCAGACACCCACACCCAAGCCUGAAUUGUCCACAACCCCCACACAACCUCAUGAAACACCCUCACUUGCCACACCCGCCAUCUUCACUUUCUCCGCCGGCCCAGCAUACCCCGAAAAUGACAUGGACGUGCAAUCCGACAACUCAGCUAUGAACACGCAAGAGGGUGCCCCUCUGAGCGUUUCUGUCAUGCCACGCAAUACUCGCCCGCACCACCGUCACAACAACCAUGCACGAGCGAACCCACGUCCAUCUCAGCGGGAAUCACCUGCUAGCAUCGGCUCCAAGAGAAAAUUCACCUUCCCCGAUUUCUUUGACUUGUCAGGGCUCAACAACGGUCGAGAUAUGGGCGGAGGAGGAAAACGAGGCCGCUUUACCUAG
Messenger RNA from Penicillium salamii, 771 nucleotides. The record is from the annotation of a GenBank genome assembly. Lineage: Eukaryota; Fungi; Ascomycota; Eurotiomycetes; Eurotiales; Aspergillaceae.